This is a messenger RNA of Polychytrium aggregatum, 968 nucleotides long. RefSeq lists its product as uncharacterized. The coding region runs from base 109 to 933 and encodes 274 amino acids. NCBI's taxonomy places the organism in Eukaryota, Fungi, Chytridiomycota, Chytridiomycetes, Polychytriales. The transcript has 4 exons. The record is from RefSeq and is a predicted model, not a curated record.
AGCCAUCAUACCCAUCCCAUCCCGUCUUAUCCCAUCCCACCGGCCUGGUCUCCGUCCCAGGUCGCCCCGAACGCCUGGCCCCACGGCCUCCGAGCUCACCCAGCGCCAAUGCUGCACUCCCGAUCAUCCCCGUCGUCCGUGUCGUCGUUGUCGUCGCAUUCCACAGCGUCGGCCGCCCUGGCCGAUGCUCCAGCCGCCGACUCGCCGCGCAUGGCCUCGCUGCCCUCUCCGGCCGACUCCUCCGAGGCCAGCGAUCCUCUGCUGCCGUCGGACAACCCUCUUCUGAACAGACUGAGGUCGCAGUCGCACCAUCAUCGCGGGUAUCGGCGGCUGCUUUCGUCCCAAAUCACCCGCCUGGAGUCCCAACUGCGAAGGAUUGAUGUCCAGCACCGGAGAGAGUCCCGCAAACGAAGGGCAGAGGCCAAGGCCGCCGCCAAAGCAAAAGCCGCUGCAUCCUCUGGCCGUUCAAGUCAGCCGCCCCAGCGAGACGCCGCCUACAUCUCCCUGUCGGCGUCAUGGCCCAUAUGGCUCCCCGGCAGCUCACCGUACAUCCUGGACCUCAAGAGCGAGUCGUUGCUGAUAGACUGCUUUUUUGAUUAUACGACACAUCGGUACAUGCCAUGCGGGCUCACCAAGAGGCGUCCUGUCGCGGACCUCCUCGCCCGGUUACCGGACCAUCUCGUCGCCAUCAUGAUUGCCUUUGGCAUGUGGCAUAGCGAGCACGCCUAUAUCUGGACGGCCAAGCCUGCCUUGGAUUCGGCAACAGCCCUCUCGGUCAACUAUCGGACGCACUAUUAUCAAAAGGCCCGCUCGCUCGUUUCCUUUGAGCUCGACCAUCCCAGCAUUGCAGCUCUACAGACCCUCGUCCUUCUGGCGCACUAUACAAACCUGUCGGAAAGUGGUGAGUUCCACCCUGUCUGGCUCAUCGAUUGAGCGCUCGCUGCCAAACUGGAUUGUUUCUGACUGUC